Molecule: messenger RNA, 1715 nt
Organism: Carcharodon carcharias (great white shark)
Lineage: Eukaryota; Metazoa; Chordata; Chondrichthyes; Lamniformes; Lamnidae
Gene: commd5
Product: COMM domain containing 5
Exons: 8
Coding region: 153-794 (213 amino acids)
Cellular component (GO): nucleus
Source: RefSeq, a predicted model, not a curated record
GAUGCGCGGGGUGGAUGUGAGGUCAUGGGCGGGGCGGAAGUGCGGUCGGCCAGUAAGGGAGCGGCGGAGCGGAUAUGAGGUAAAUGAGCGGGGCGGAAGUGCGUGUGUGAAACCAGUGGGCAGGCAGUGGUGGAGGAGGCGAGUUGGCGAACAUGUCCCACAGAUGCUGUUACCUUGGAGCCAGAACACCAAUAGAAGUUGACUUGAUGGUAAAACAGCUGAAGGAUUUAGACAAAGAAACCUUCAGAAAAAUACUCAAAGCACAAUUGUGUCUUGUAGCGGUUGUUAACUCGCUCGAAGGAAAAGACUCCAGAGAGGCUGUGAGGAGCAUCGCUGAGACAGAGAACCUACCUGAGGAGCAGCUAAGUUAUAUCGUAGCGGGCAUGUACACGCUGCUCGGAGAAGCUCUGCGGUUACCACAGACUUCGCUCAAGCAAGAGGUUUUUAAGGGUGAUCUAAGGGACCUCAGGAUUCCAGAGGAAUUUAUUUCUGACUUUGCAAGUGUUGUGUUUGGAAACAGACGCUCAAUAUUGGAAACCGCAGCCUUGCAAAACAGGACUCGAUUGCCAACUCUUCAGGAUUUCAGAUGGCGGGUUGAUGUGGCUAUUUCUUCCAGUUCCUUGACCCGUGCCCUGCAGCCUGCUAUCCUGAUGCAGUUAAAACUGUCGAAUGGUACUGUUCAGCGUUUUGAAGUACCAGUUGCAAAGUUCCAGGAGUUGCGGUACAACGUCGCUCUAAUCCUGAAGGAAAUGAACGACUUGGAAAAAAGAAGCAUUCUCAAAAUUCAAGAUUAGUAUAUUUGAGUGUCAUCAAAUCAAAACUGUAAACCAGGAACUCGCCUAUAGCCUUCCAAAGGAGACAAUCUUGCUUUAUUAAAGCUGCCAUACCCAGAGAAUGUUUCAUUAUUUUUAAUACUUGUGCAGAGUCACCUAACUGGUGACUUAUGAACUGAGAUCACUGGUGCAUCAUGGGCUUCUUGAAUUGAUUCCCAAUAUUCAACAGCCUUAAAAUGUCUGUCUUACAAAACCAACUUGAAUGUCAGUUAAUGCUACUGCAACUGACUUGAUAGAUCAUCUCAAGCCACACACUCAGUUCCUGGCCUUCUAUUUAAAAGGAAAAUUACAUCAGCAGAAGUCUGGCUUUUGGGGUGGCAAAGAGAGUGAAAGUGGAGCAAAAUAAAAGGAAGGAUGCAAGAACUUGAACAAUGGUAAUAAUGUAUUAGUCAAAACUGGAAAAUGAUUAAAGACUAUAAAUCAUGUAAUGUUUGAACAUGACCAGCCCUUUUAUGUAAGUUCUUAAGUUGAGCGACCUUUAGCUUGUUGUACAAUAACAGAUUCAGUUUCAAAGGUAAUAUAACCUCCAAGUUGUAUAACUUGUUAUAUAAAGCAGCAUACUUCUGGCAUUCCAUUUUUAGCCUUGUAAAGUCUCUGACCAGUGCAGAAACUGAUCAUUGUACUUGGGUCUUCAAACCAAGCUACUGAAAAAUCCAUACAGAUGGAGUUUAUCUUUGCCCAUUAUGGAGUAAACAUCCACUAUUUAUCCUGAUCCAAAGGUCUUGGAUUCAGGUAGGAAUUAAUUAUGUCAGAUCCUUAGACUGGCACUGUAAGAACCCGGUUGUUUGUCAGUUGGAGCUUAAAUUCUUGGGUGUUAGUCUCUCUUUCAAAACCGCUGAUGGGAACCAUGAGACAAUGGAGAAAAUAAAGUAUUUGAACAUG